Molecule: messenger RNA, 858 nt
Organism: Aegilops tauschii subsp. strangulata
Lineage: Eukaryota; Viridiplantae; Streptophyta; Magnoliopsida; Poales; Poaceae
Source: RefSeq, a predicted model, not a curated record
AAGAGUGACAACCUACCCUCAUGGAUGGCAUACACUGGAUAUGUUGUGCUUAGCAUGAUCUCAUCAAUCAACAUACCCCUGAUGUUCCGUCAGAUCAAGUGGUACUAUGUGAUAGUAGCAUAUCUCCUUGCACCUGUGCUCGGGUUCUCCAAUUCGUACGGAGCAGGUCUCACUGACAUCAACAUGGCCUACAACUACGGCAAGAUCGCCCUCUUCAGCUUCGCAGCCUGGGCUGGCAAGAAAAAUGGUGUAAUUGCUGGCCUGGUUGGUGGUACGCUGGUGAAGCAGUUGGUCCUCAUGUCUGCCGAAUUGAUGCAUGACUUGAAGACGAGUUAUCUCACGUCGACAUCCCCAAGAUCCAUGCUUGUCGCACAGGCUAUCGGGGCGGGCAUGGGCUGCAUCGUUUCACCCCUCACCUUCAUGCUCUUCUACAAGGCAUUUGAUGUUGGUAACCCAGAUGGCUAUUGGAAUGCGCCGUAUGCACUCAUAUACCGUAGUAUGGCGAUUCUCGGUGUGGAAGGCUUCUCAGCUUUGCCAAAGCACUACCUAUCAAUCUCGGCUGGAAUUUUUGCAUUUGCGAUGCUUCUGAGUAUUGCAAGGGAUACCCUACCACGCAGGUACGGCAAGUAUGUUCCACUACCGAUGGCAAUGUCGGUGCCUUUCCUUGUAGGUGGGAGCUUUGCCAUUGACAUGUGCAUCGGGAGUUUGGUGGUAUUUGUGUGGGAGAAGAUGAACAAGAAGGAGGCUGCCAUCCAAGUGCCUGCUGUUGCAUCCGGCUUGAUAUGUGGGGAUGGCAUAUGGGUAUUCCCAUCUUCCUUACUUGCUCUUGCCAAGAUUAACCCUCUCCAAUCUGCAUGA